AAACUAUGCUACUAUUAUUUCUGUAGUGUCUUCUAGGAGCUGCCACUGAUAGCAGCUUAUGAAUGUUUUUGUGUAACGGCUCGCUUGACCUUCUUUAUAAGGUGCACUCUGGGUACAUCUGAUGAAAAGCAGAACUGAAAAGAGGAAGAGUAAGUAGUGGCUCUGGUGGCUGUAAAUAUUACACUAUCGCUUGUGACCGAUUCACAGAAAAGAAAAGGCACGCCAGACAUCUGCUGUUACCAUGUACUCAUCCUGUGCGUCUACGUUUCAAGAGGUCCAUGAAUUGUCCUCUCCGUACAAAUCUUUACAUGACAAUUAUGUUCCCAAUAAGCGGGGCUUGAGUGGACUUAAAACAUUGCUGUUGGCCACUGGAUGUUUGAUUAUCCUAGGGGGCUUACUCGCCAUUGCUUUGCUAGAGGAGAUGAAAAACGAGGAAAAGAUUAACAACACUGUGACCCAGAACACCACACAUCAGCCAGAGCCACAUGCUGAACAAUGUGAUCAUGUUGGGGAGUGCAGGAUUGAUCUGGUUGAGACUAUUCCUUUAUGGAUGGACUAUGGAACCAAUGCCACUUUUGGAGUACCGCUGUACAAGGCAUGGAAAGACCUUCUGUCUACGGCAACCCAGCAAGUCGAUAUAGCAUCAUUCUAUUGGUCUCUUACUGGUGAAGACAUCGGCGUCAAGUCCUCCACUGACCAGUUUGGUAGAGACAUACUGGAAGAGUUAAAAGCACUGCCAAAAAGAAACGUGUCCGUGAGAGCUGUGAGCAGCAUCCCUUCUGUGGCGACCGACUCGACAGACCUGAAAGUCCUGAGAGAAAAUGGAGUGUGGGUCAGACGGAUUAACUUUGGCAGAUUGACCCGAGGAGUUCUUCACACUAAGUUCUGGAUUGUGGACAGGAGACAUAUCUACAUCGGCAGUGCCAACAUGGACUGGAGAGCAUUAACGCAGGUGAAAGAACUUGGCGUGGUGAUAUACAACUGCACCAGUCUGGCCACAGACCUCCAGAAGAUCUUCCAGUCCUACUGGGAUAUGGGUCACAGCAAUGCAACGAUCCCAGUUCCCUGGCCCCCUUUUUAUGACACUUCCAUCAACAAACACCACCCUCUUCAUGUGAACCUUAGCGAUGUGCCCAGUAGAGUUUACAUCUCGAAUUCUCCUCCUGCCUUCUGUCCGGACUCGCGCACCAAAGACCUGGAUGCCAUUUUGUCCUUGAUCAGCCAGGCAGAGCAGUUCAUUCAUGUAGCGGUUAUGGAAUAUUUUCCUGCCUCCAAGUUUUACCACCAUCACAGGUACUGGCCAGUUAUUGAAAAUGCACUAAUAGGGUCAGUGUUUGAGAGGAACCUUACACUGCGUCUCCUGAUCAGCUGUGGCCGUGACAGCGACUCCGCCGUAUUCCCCUUCCUCAAGUCCCUCAACGCCCUGAACUCUGCAUCGGACAACAUCAGGAUAGAAGUGAGACUCUACAUUGUUCCAGAGGGUAACGAGACUAACAUUCCCUAUACCAGAGUAAAUCACAACAAAUAUAUGGUUACAGAUAACGUGGGAUACAUCGGUACCUCUAACUGGUCUGCUGACUACUUCAACACCACUGCUGGUGUCGGGUUGGUGGUUUCCCAAGAUGUUUCGCAGUCCCCCUCACCUGGAGACACAUUACUGGGGCAGCUGAGUGCUGUGUUUGACCGAGACUGGGGCUCCAAGUUUGCAGUGCCACUUGAAAAACUGGGCCACAACCCUGACUGUGCGUUUUCUAAAGCAUGAAUGGACAAAAUCAAGUCACUCAAAAAUGGAUAUGCUGCACAUUAUAUCAUGCUUGUCGAUGAGUUAUGUAUUACGAGGAUAAUUAACUUUAGACAGUCCUUUUCACACUAGGAAGAGAGGAUGCGGAGAGAACUGACGCACACGGUUAAGCGUCAAGGUGAACUGGCUUAGUGCGGGCUUGAUUGAAUAGAGCAAUAGAUAUUUAUAGAGAAGAGAAAUGAAAUGAUUAUUGCGAUACAUGUAACCUGGAAAAUAAUAAAUAUCACUGCUGUCAAAAUAUGAAACAA
This is a messenger RNA of Ictalurus punctatus (channel catfish), 2049 nucleotides long. RefSeq names its product 5'-3' exonuclease PLD4. Gene Ontology annotation, molecular function: catalytic activity. The record is from RefSeq and is a predicted model, not a curated record. The coding region runs from base 242 to 1762 and encodes 506 amino acids. The transcript is spliced from 12 exons. NCBI's taxonomy places the organism in Eukaryota, Metazoa, Chordata, Actinopteri, Siluriformes, Ictaluridae.